Molecule: messenger RNA, 1473 nt
Organism: Physcomitrium patens
Lineage: Eukaryota; Viridiplantae; Streptophyta; Bryopsida; Funariales; Funariaceae
Product: isopentenyl-diphosphate Delta-isomerase I, chloroplastic
Biological process (GO): isopentenyl diphosphate biosynthetic process; isoprenoid biosynthetic process
Cellular component (GO): cytoplasm
Molecular function (GO): isopentenyl-diphosphate delta-isomerase activity
Source: RefSeq, a predicted model, not a curated record
UUAUAGAAUUAGGGGGCUUUAUUUGGCGGAGAAUUCACGCCCCGCUGGGCUCAACUCCCUUGCGUUCUAACGAUGCCUUUCCUGUCCGUUGCGCAAUCCAGCAUGGCGGCCUCCACGGCCUUGCUCGGGCCAGCAGCUCGGGCCAUCAUCGUCGUCAAGGCGCCCCCACCUUCCUUGCCCUCCUCAUUCUCGCCCUCCUCCUCGUCGUCGUCGUCCCUCAGCCGGCUCUUUUUCCCCCUCUACUCGGGUUUCGCACCUCGCCGAUCGGUUGAUAGCAGCUUGCGGGGCGCACGCGCGUUCGGGGUGUCGGUGAAGUCGACCGCUAUGGGGCGCGAGGUUGACACCGAGGUGGAGGCCAUGGAUCCUCUGCAGAGGCGUCUCAUGUUCGACGAUGAGUGUAUACUGGUGGAUGAGAACGACAAUGUUGUUGGCCAUGACUCCAAGUACAACUGUCAUUUAAUGGAAAAGAUAGAGAAGGAGAACUUGCUGCACCGUGCGUUCAGUGUCUUUCUUUUCAAUUCCAAGCAUGAGCUCCUGUUGCAGAAACGUUCGGCUACGAAAGUGACCUUUCCACUUGUGUGGACCAACACUUGUUGCAGCCAUCCACUGUACCGUGAGUCUGAACUUAUUGAGGAUAAAUACCUUGGUGUCAGAAAUGCCGCACAGAGGAAGCUAUAUGACGAGCUCGGCAUCGUAGCUGAAGAUGUACCAGUAGAUGACUUCACCGCUCUAGGCCGAAUUCACUACAAAGCUGCAUCAGAUGGCAAGUGGGGCGAGCAUGAAGUGGACUACCUGCUCUUUUUGGUUCGUGACGUGAAGGUUGAGCCCAACCCUGAGGAGGUUGCAGAUGUUCAGUACGUGAACCGGGAGCAGCUUAAGGAGUUAGUGAGAAAGGCCGAUGCUGGAGAAGAUGGCGUGAAUCUAUCACCUUGGUUUCGGCUCGUGGUCAACAACUAUCUCUCUGACUGGUGGAAAAGGGUCGAUGAGGGCACUUUGCCUGAGGGCGCCGACAUGAGCACUGUGCGCAAAUUGUGAAGGCCGUGUGCAAUGAACGAAGUGGGUUUAUGACCUCGCGAUAGAUCCGCUUCGAAAUGAUAAUAUGGUUGCUUUGUUUCUCAUCGUUAGGGUUUAGGGUCGCAUCAUUAUACAUCCCCGUGUCUCAGUACACUUACUACCUAUCAUUGCUAAAUAUCCCACAUUAGCGCGUCAUAGCCUUCAACCGACCCAUAACAUGUCAACUCUUUUGGGCUUUGUUUGGUUAAGUCUUGUGUUUUCACCGUGUGUGGUGGAUCAUUGGGUGAGUGAGUUACGAGGGCCUAAUCCUGCUCGCACAACCCAAAGCGUGACUCCUCAACAUGCACAGGUUGAGGAUUUCGCAUCAAGUAUGGGGAUUGUGGUCAAAAGUGAUUUCAUAGAUCCUAAUAAAGUGCCACCUGUGGAAGGAUAUCUUGUUGGUGGACUGGCAUUUUGUUU